GCCCUUCACCCUUCUCCACUACACAAAACCCUAGCCACUGAAAUCAUCGGCGACAACGCCGGUAGUAUCGACGGAAACGGCGCCGGAGACCUAGUCGGAGACUCUCGAGAUCGUCCACAAUAGAUCAGCUGCAAAUAAGAAUUUCCAUGCCUUAUAACCAGAAAGGGACCUUAAAAAGCCACCUGAGGGAAAAUUGAUUUGAUUGAUCUGGAUAUUGUUUCCUACUAUAUGAAAAUUCUGCAUUUUAUAUUACUUUAAAAGAUGGAACAAAAACAGUCGGGUUGCACAGGAGGAGCAGAAGCAGUUUUAAAUCUUCAGCCAAACUCUUCAAUCUCUAUCGCAUAUCAUCCUCAUUUUGGUCCUCAUGAUGAUCUGAUCCUUCUUGAAAUUGAUGACAAGCUUCUUCCAGAUGUCCUCCACCAGAGGGUAACUUUAAGAGGACAACCCAAUGAAGAUGCUGUUCUUUGUACUCAAUCAAAGACUUAUUCUAUCAAAUUUGUUGGAAACUCCAAUUCUGUGUUCCUUAUACCCCCAGUAGAUCAGUCAGCAUUGCAUGAACAUCCACAAUAUUCUGAUGAGAAAGAUGAUGACCAGCGGGUUGUUGCAUCUGUCAUUAAAGUGGCUCCUGGUAACAUGGAGCUUGUUGAGGUUGCUCCCAGGCUGGACAAGCUUAACUUGCUUCUCUUGGAGAAUCCUUUUACAUCUGAGGAGGUCUCAGAGAAAGAGGAAUUGGAAGGGAUGGAGGAACAGAAAACAAAUUUGUUUAAAUGGAAUGAUCUUAUAGAUAGGGUUCAAGCCAGUGAUGAUGAAUUGAGGUCUGGAUUACGGGCUUUUUCAGCAGUAGAGAUUGAUGGGUAUUGGAGAAUUGUGGAUGAGAAGUAUAUGGGUACUAUUCUGAAUAUGCUUCUGCAUAACUCAGUGUUGAAUGAUUGGUCUUUAGAUGCACUUGGUGAAGAUGAAGUUGUGGGUGUUCUGGAAUCAGAUGGUUUUCCUCGCACACUAGGGUUACAUUGUUUGCAAGUUUAUGGUAGCAAGGUGGAUGAGGGUGUUGGCAGUUGUGUAUGGAAGUUGGAUGAGAGGCGCUUAUGCAUUCAUUUUGCUAGAGAAAUCUUGAAGGAUGGGAAGAGGAAGAUGGAAAGUUUCAUGGAGGAGUGGAUUCAAAAGAUUCCAGAUGGGAUGGAGGCAAGUUUUGACAUGUUGGAAGGUGAAGUUUUGACAGAAAAGUUUGGGGUCGAGACAUGGGUUCGUGCCUUUAGUGUUUCUUCCCUGCCUUCUAACCCAGCUGCACGUUUCUCCAUGCUUUUUCAAGAGCGGCCAAAAUGGGAGUGGAAGGAUCUACAGCCCUAUAUAAGGGAUUUGACUGUACCGGGUCUUUCUUCAGAAGGCUUGCUUCUGAAAUACACACGAAAAACACAACCAAACUCAGAUGCAGAACCUGUAUUUAGUGCCAGAUAGUAUCAUCUAUCAACUGGUAACCUAUUGUGAGUGAAUUUUUAUGGUUAAACUAUUGAUGGAAGUCUUGGGAAUAGAAAAAUACAAAUUCUGUAAGCUGUCUUUACUGUUAAUCCACUAAAUAUUCCCAUGUUUGAUGUUUAUUGUGCUAAUGCACACAAUGAAUCUAGCAGAUGGUAUGAAUUUGCAGUUUGUUUC
This is a messenger RNA of Vitis riparia (riverbank grape), 1650 nucleotides long. RefSeq names its product sister chromatid cohesion protein DCC1. The record is from RefSeq and is a predicted model, not a curated record. The coding region runs from base 262 to 1455 and encodes 397 amino acids. The transcript is spliced from 4 exons. Gene Ontology annotation, cellular component: Ctf18 RFC-like complex; chromosome, centromeric region; chromatin. Gene Ontology annotation, biological process: maintenance of mitotic sister chromatid cohesion; mitotic sister chromatid cohesion. Lineage: Eukaryota; Viridiplantae; Streptophyta; Magnoliopsida; Vitales; Vitaceae.